Frankliniella occidentalis (western flower thrips) is the source of this 3094-nucleotide messenger RNA. RefSeq lists its product as uncharacterized. The transcript has 5 exons. The coding region runs from base 190 to 2109 and encodes 639 amino acids. Gene Ontology annotation, molecular function: protein binding. Lineage: Eukaryota; Metazoa; Arthropoda; Insecta; Thysanoptera; Thripidae. The record is from RefSeq and is a predicted model, not a curated record.
AGCAGUUUUAUGUCCUAACCCCAUGAGCAUCACAAUAACAUCCUCUGUUAUAUCGUCUUUUAAGCGAGUUUUAAGUCAAACGAGCCGGUCAUUUUACUGUCAUGGCUGACUUUUUGCUAAAUUUUAUCAUUUUUCACUUUUACUUUAACUGACUCUUGAAAAUACUAUUUGAAGAGGAAUUCCACCACAAUGAGCAGCAGAGACCCUCCGCCAGGGCCCUCACUGUGGCCACAGUGGCCUGGUAAAAGACGACGCAUGUUUGAAGAGGAAGAGGACAAGGAUCAGAGCCUAAAUGAGAACGAGGAGGUGGUUGUUGAUGUCGAAGUUGACCAUGAAGACAACAUAGAAACUGCUAACACUGAAAAUGAUGGAGAGAGUGCUCCUUCCAUACAUCAACUUCCUGAUGAAAUUCUGCUCAUGAUAUUUCAAUAUUUGGAUCCCUACACUCUAGCCAAUGAUGCUAGUAAUGUGUGCAAACGAUGGCAUGCAAUGGCAUGGGAUGAGUCAUCAUGGCGCAGUAUGCAUUUACAACUUGAUGGCCCUGAGGCAAAGCAAGUUUUGUUGAAAGCUCCUGCUCUUCGGAGGCUAAGUGUUCACUCCUUUGGCGGAUAUGAACCUCUACUACAAUGCACAACACGCAUUUUUGAAAUUGUGAUCACAGUGCGGCGUCUUUUUGAGGAGCCUGAACCUGUUCCACCGGCUGGAGAGAGUCGCUUUAGUUUUGCAGAGGUUCUACCUCGUUUCUCAGAAAACCUUGAGCGUCUGUCUGUUGAAGUUGAGAUUACAGAAGAUGAGUUCAAAGUUAUUGAUGAUCACCUUGACCUGAAAGAGCUACGUAUUGUUUCUAACAACCUCCAGAAUUUCACUAUUUGUAAUCGUCCUAGACGAAGGUUUUUAGAAUAUGCCCAUUUUGAGAAAGAAUGUAUGCUGUGUCAUCUACCUUUGUCCUUGCUUACUACGCAUGGCGCACAUCUUCGUACUUUGGUGGGCAGAGUUGAUGAGACAGCUGCCCAAAUGCUAUCAAGGUGCGAAUGGCUUGAGGCUGCUGACUUAGAUUUGCCAUCAAUAUCAAGCUUACGCCACAUGGAUUCCCUCCAGUACCUUCAUACACUAAGAGUUAGCUUCAGAGCAGAAAUGGAAGAAGAGGAUAGAAGAGAAUGGCGAGAAGAAGAUCGCAUUGACCCUAUUCUUCCACAUUACUCUCAACGCUUGUUGCGACUCUCAAUAUAUCAGCUUCCCACAACAUAUGUGAUUCCUGAGUCUUUUGUUGACAUCCUUAGUCGUUAUAAAGAUCAUCUAGAAAGCCUUGAGAUUGGUAGAGUGAAUUUUAGGAGUAACUAUCAUGGUGUUCAGGUUAUGCGAGUUAUUGAUCAAAUGCCCUGUCUUCGUGUUUUGGGAAUGGGAUCUUUGGGAUGGCCUGCAUAUCCAUUGGGACUGAAAUGCCUAGAAAUUCUGAAGGCAGAUAUGUUUAGUGAUUGGGUCUCAUCAGCAAUAGAGUCUAGUAAGAACUGUCUGAAGAAAGUUAUGGUUGAUGACAUUCCUGAAAUUGUUGCUGAACACUAUUUAUCUGAUUGUGUCAAUUUAGAUGAAUGUAUCAUAAGUUUUACAGCCCUCAAACACCUUAAUAAUAUGGAACAACUUCACAACCUCACACUACAGAUACCCGAGGUGGUUAGUGAAGAAAUGUUUGAGAUAUGUUCUCCAAUACUAUCAAAGGUUACUUACCUGCAGGCUGAAGGCAAAGGAAGUGACAAAGAUGAUGAUCAUUUAAGACUUUUAGGAGCUUCCUGUACUGAUCUAAAAAAACUGACAUUGCGAGGCUGGGGACGAGAAGCAGGGAGAGGUUCAUGGAUGCGAAGCUUUGGAAAUGUUGAAUGGCUAACUUUGGAUUUCUCCUACCAAUUUAGGCGUUCACUUGUGCUAAGAUUAAUAAUGGGAGCCAUGCCUAAGCUAAGAGUACUCUGCUUUGAAAACCAAGAGGGGGAGUAUGGCACAAUAUCUGACUUAGACAAGUUGCAGAUAUUCCGUCCUAACAUCCGAAUAGAGGGAAGCUGGAAAGAGAGUGUGCCAAGAGUUUACAACCAUAUACAGCUUUAUCAGCCAUAUUAAAAGCUUUGGCAUGUGGAACUGAAUUUAUUUGUGAUAAUAGGUUAUAACCAGAACAAGAACCAUUCUGCACUAGAUUGCUGCUCUUCUAUUUUUAUUGUAGCUUUCCUAAUGCUUGCAGAUCUUCCUUCUCUAUUCUGUGUUCUAGAAUUAUUAUACUAACAUACAGUUUGGAAUGUCAUUAAUUUGUAGACAUUUCACAGUACUGCAGCCAUAUAUAUUUUUGUUUUAAUUUUUGUUAAAUAUCACUUAAUUUUUCCUCACACUUUUUGAAUCAAUUAAGUAGUGAAAGAAAUCUUCUUAUUGUACAUUGUUUAUAUAGUAUGUAGUCCUUGCUUUUACUUCUUUGAAUUAUUUUAUUAUUGUUGAAAUAGCCCUUUGAAGCUGAUGCCUUGAUUCAGAUGAUGAAUGUGUUCAUGUUACAUUGCAAUUUCGUGCACCUUGGUUACCGCUGCUCAUUCUCAUUCGUUAACUUUCAUUCAUUUUUAUUUAUUCUUUCGUUCAUGUGUAGAUGACUUCAAUCAGUUGUGUUAUGUUUAAAACAUUAUCUCAACUGAAUUGUAUUGGGUAUUUUCUUUCCCUUUAUGGUCUGUAAGGUGUGUUAAUCAUUCUUACCUAGCAUUUUACACAAAUCAUACCUCAUGUCUGAUUGAUUGAUCCUCCCAUAAUUAUUAUGUCAGUUUCAUUAUGUAAAUCUUAAUUUAUAUCAUAACAUUAACUUUUCUUCACUGCUGUAUCAUCCCUAUCCUUGACCCACCCCCUCUUCAAUCUCACAAUAUUAUGUUACCUUCUCAUCACUAGUUAUUUUUUUUUAAAUGUUUAUAUAAUUUAUCUCCCAGCUCUUAACUUGUUCUGAUUUUCAGAAUUUGGGAAGCAUGAGUGUCAUAUAAUAGGCUUGUUCAUUUAAGACCAAUUUGUAAAUUGGAAAUUGUAGUCUUAAAACUGGAUGUAAAUCUAUGAAUAAACCACAGAUUAUUGAAAUGUUCAA